Molecule: messenger RNA, 2658 nt
Organism: Condylura cristata (star-nosed mole)
Lineage: Eukaryota; Metazoa; Chordata; Mammalia; Eulipotyphla; Talpidae
Gene: KRT74
Product: keratin 74, type II
Exons: 9
Coding region: 1-1572 (523 amino acids)
Biological process (GO): intermediate filament organization; keratinization
Cellular component (GO): keratin filament
Molecular function (GO): structural constituent of skin epidermis
Source: RefSeq, a predicted model, not a curated record
AUGAGUCGGCAGCUGAACCUCAAGCCUGGGGGUGACUGGGGCGGCUUCAGUGGGCACUCGGCGGUGGUGCUCAGGAGGGCUGCGGGCAGCGCCGCUUCCUACCACGCAGCUGGCAAAGGAGCCGCGGCCAGUUUCGGCAGCAGGAGCCUCUACAGUCUCGGGGGGCCUCGAUGUAUUUCUCUCAAUGUGGCUGGCGGUGGUCGCACGGGGGGUUACAGCGCUGUGCCCAGCUCCGGGUAUGGCGGGGGCCGAGUCAGCGGCUUUGCGGGCAGCAUGUUUGGCAGCGUGGCCCUGGGGCCUGCGUGCCCAUCCAUGUGCCCACCUGGGGGCAUCCACCAGGUCACCGUCAACAAGAGCCUCCUGGCCCCCCUCAACGUGGAGCUGGACCCCGAGAUCCAGAGAGUGCGCUCCCAGGAGCGGGAGCAGAUCAAGGCGCUGAACAACAAGUUCGCCUCCUUCAUCGACAAGGUGCGGUUCCUGGAGCAGCAGAACCAGGUGCUGGAGACCAAGUGGGAGCUGCUGCAGCAGCUGGAUCUGAGCAACUGCAGGAAGAAUCUGGAGCCCAUCCUCGAGGGCUUCAUCGGCAACCUGCGCAAGCAGCUGGAGGCGCUGUCGGGGGACCGGGUGCGGCUGGACUCGGAGCUGCGGAACACGCGGGACGCGGUGGAGGACUACAAGAAGAGGUAUGAAGUGGAGAUCAAUCGGCGCACGGCCGCUGAGAAUGACUUCGUAGUGCUCAAGAAGGAUGCAGAUGCAGCCUACGCAGUCCAGGUGGAGCUGCAGGCCAAAGUGGACUCUCUGGACAAAGACAUCAAGUUCCUCAAGUGUCUGUAUGACGCGGAGCUGGCCCAGAUCCAGAAUCAUGCCAGCGAGACCUCCGUCAUCCUGUCCAUGGACAACAACCGGGAGCUGAACCUGGACGGCAUCAUCGACGAGGUCCGCGCCCACUACGAGGACAUCGCCCUGAGGAGCAAGGCCGAGGCCGAGGCGCUGUACCAGAGCAAGAUCCAGGAGCUGCAGCUGGCGGCCGGCCGGCACGGGGACGACCUCAAGCGCACCAAGAACGAGAUGUCAGAGCUGAACCGCCUCAUCCAGAGGCUCCGGAGUGAGACCAUGAACGUGAAGAAGCAGUGCACCAGCCUGGAGACGGCCAUCGCCGAUGCCGAGCAGCGGGGGGACAGCGCCCUGAAGGACGCCCGGGCCAAGCUGGACGGGCUGGAGGCCGCCCAGCAUCUGGCCAAGGAGGAGCUGGCCCGGCUGCUGCGCGAGUACCAGGAGCUGAUGAGCCUGAAGCUGGCCCUGGACGUGGAGAUCGCCACCUACCGCAAGCUGCUGGAGGGCGAGGAGUGCAGGAUGUCUGGGGAGAAUCCUUCCUCUGUGAGCAUCUCCAUCAUCAGCAGCAGCAGCGGGAGCAGCUACGGCUACCACCCGGGCCCUGCGGCCGUCGCCGACCCUGGCACCAGCAGCUCCGGCAGUGGCCGAGGGGCGCAGACCAAGGCCAAAGGCGUGCGUGCGGGGGACCUCAAGGACGCCCAAGACAAGGGCACCCCGGUCAGGAAAGCCCCCCGAUAAGCCUGCGCGCCCCUGUGCCGGGCGAGCAGCCGCCCGCAGCCCGCCCCGACUGCCCGCCACGCCCGCUGCCCGCACACUGGCCUGUCUCGCGGUCAGUGCCGGCCUGCGCCACCCCCUGCCUGCCUUGCCCUCUGUCCCGUGUGCCCACGGUUACUUCAUAUUUUCCCUUCUGCCUUGAGCUGGCGGGAGGCUUCGGGUGACAAGCUGUGAUUCCCUUCUUGGCUCUGGGAAGCUCUGACCCUCCUCAGGGGGAGAAGAGGAGGGAGGGGUGAGAGGGGCCUGUGCUGCACUUGGGUCAGCAGUUUGGUUUUUUGGGGUGUUUUGGGGGUCCUUCCCUGCCAGCAUCUCGGGGCGGAUGUGGAGACGUGCAGCAAGAAGGGAAGAAGCCAGACAGAAGGAUGCUGGCGGGUGAUGCGGUAUUUAGGAGAGAGUGUGGUUGCACUCUCAGGCCAGCAGCUGCACCCAUGUUCCCAAAGCCAAGAGAAGGAGACUGGGGACCCCUGCCCACUCGUCUCGUGUUGCCUGCUCUGUUACCAGUAACACCCACCGCCACUGGCCAAGCCCGCACCCCAUGCCGGCGGCCUAAAGGCGCUGCCUGGCAUUCACCCUGCAAAAGCUAUCCACAUGCACAGCCGCCCUGGGAACAGAGAAGCAACUCCACCCUCUGAGAUGUGCAGGCCUGGUCCCCCCACCCCCACCCCGCGCCAGGCCAGGAGGGGGCCCAGGCGUGCUGACCACCUUAUGCCAGGGCCUGUUUAACAGAAGGAAUGCCAAAUUCUCGGUGCGUUCAACCAGGGUGGCAGAAUUCUGUUGCCCUGCGGGUCGGAGCCGUGGGCAUGUGAUCUGUGUUUGGUCCUCUUCCUGGGCUGGGUCCUGCAUGGCUUUCAACUCUCCAGCCCUGUUGCUAUUAGUCGUGCCCAGUGGGCAGCCUUGAUCUGUCUCUGGGGUACCGCCCAGCCCAGCAGUAGUGGCUCCUGCUGUAAAUAUUCUUGAGAACGGUGACACAGGAUCCUUCCUUUGCUUGAGUUAAGGACGCUGACUUUCUGCUUUCUAUUCAAUAAACUGCCCUCCGGUAAUGUCAGGGUG